Drepanopeziza brunnea f. sp. 'multigermtubi' MB_m1 is the source of this 1314-nucleotide messenger RNA. RefSeq lists its product as uncharacterized. The record is from RefSeq and is a predicted model, not a curated record. NCBI's taxonomy places the organism in Eukaryota, Fungi, Ascomycota, Leotiomycetes, Helotiales, Drepanopezizaceae.
AUGUCUGUCAACGAUGAUUUCGAGACUCCGGGCCUUGUAGCUCCUGAUCCAGAUGAGCAACUUGAUCCCAUUGGAAAUUUGACUUAUGCCGUUCUUGACGAUUCAUUUUACAACAUUCUGCACGACCUGGUCUUUGAAACUUUCCGGGAAGAGAAGCUGUUGAGAGCUUCAUCUGCUGCCAUUAUUGUCGAGCAGAAAGCCACCCUGGCUGCCGAGGAUGACCAGUCUGUCAUCGAGACGGAUGGGGCUUCGUGGGAGAAUGGCGUUGCGUACCUGAAAGGCAACCCGCUACAAACUACAGCCUCGAAGGAGAUCCGCUGUCCCAAGUGCGGUCUCCUUCGCCUUCUACACCCGACGGACGGCAAUGGUGGCAGGAAACCGGCGCUGGAGGUUCAAUACUGCACAAAGCAUCCGUUCAUCAAUAAACCAUACCAUGAUGUCUACGGACAAGCAUAUGUACCAGAGGGCCCCGGGCGGGGCAAGAAGAAGAAAGACAUGAUCAAUCCUCUGAAGCAGCAGAAAGAGAGCACUCCGAAUGGAAGUCAAGACGGGGAAAAUACAUCACCAACUCCAGGUGAUGAGGAAGAGAAACAACCAAUAAACUUCCCGUCGUCCAAAUGCAACAAUUGCGGCAUGCACGUCCCAAUCAGACGCAUGAACAAUCACAUGGCAAAGUGUAUUGGUGGUUUUGGUCGGCAGUCCUCGCGAGAUGCAAAGGCUAAGAUGGCGACCGGCAAUGGGGCCGGUAGCCAAAAUGGCUACACACCUCCGGGUAGCCGUAACUCCACUCCUGUCCCUACGGCCCCGACAAGCAAGAACGGUCGCACAAGUCCUGCCAAACGCGAGGCAGGCGAUGACUUUGACUCUGAAGAAUCUCCACAGAAGAAGAAGAAGCCCUUGAAGAAGAGUGCGGCAAACAAGUUGAAACUUCAAGCUCCGAAGAUUUCCAGGAACCCAAGUCAGCACUCGGCCAGUGGGCUUAGUUUCGAGUCAAAGCCUCCUGCGAGCGACGAUGAGGCACUCGGUGAUGACGGGGACGACGAUCGUGAUGGUGAUUUCAACGAGAAGUCGAUAUCCGUGGACCCUAAGAAGAGGAAACUCACGAAGCCGGUGAAGAAGUUGACGACCAAACCAAAGAGCAAAUGGCUCUAUGGUAGUGGCUCUACAGCUGCGGCCAAUCUUCCCAGUAUGCCGCCAGAGCCCGUCAAAUUGAAACUCAAGACUAAUAGUGGCGAGGGUAAUGGGCAUUCGAAGCAAGCCAGAGAAGUUUCAGGUAGCAGAGAUAGCAGCCAAACGUUGAGCUCGUCGAGUUAA